Messenger RNA from Paraphaeosphaeria sporulosa, 1520 nucleotides. RefSeq lists its product as uncharacterized. The coding region runs from base 153 to 1316 and encodes 387 amino acids. Lineage: Eukaryota; Fungi; Ascomycota; Dothideomycetes; Pleosporales; Didymosphaeriaceae. The record is from RefSeq and is a predicted model, not a curated record. The transcript has a single exon.
CCGUUGCCCUCCGCCACGACCAUGGCUGCGAGCAUGCCGCAGCCGUGGAGCGCCCGCCCCGGCAUCCCGCUGCCAGCUCCGUGCAUGUCGCCCUGAAGGCCCUCUGCGCGUCCUCCGGGCCGCCCACCAAUGCCUUCCUCCGGCAACACAACAUGGACGUGACCGACGAGGCCGACAGACGCGCGCGCGACCAGCUCGACCCCCGGCGUGCUGCCCUCGUCCCCGCACACAUGCCAGACCACCUGCACGACGUCCUGCACCCGCUCCCCUCCGUGCCCGACCGCCAUACCAUCAACUGGGCCCGCCGCAUCGGCGACUGUGCCUCGACCAUCGCGCGCCAACUCCGGGCAGACACGGCACCGCCUGUGGUGCAGAUCCGCGAACCGUGUUCCGGGGACGUGUACCAGGAGUCACUCGACCAAGCCACCUGGGACGUGACGCCCGAGCGUGUCAUCUGGGGCAGCCCGUUCAUCUUCUUGGUCGAUGACUUCUGCGGCGGCUUCCCCCGCCGCGACGUCACCGGCUGCAUCGUGCCCAUCCGCCCGCAGCCCGAGCAGCCAAAGCAAGACGAGCCACUGCACCGAGCGGAGCUCUUUUGCGCGCUGGCCUUGCUGCAUCGCCAGCUCAAGCGCAACCGUCCCGAUGACGACCGUCCACGUCCGUAUCGCUACUUUGUAGCCAUGCACGUUACCGUUGUCGCCGUCACCCAGGACCGCAUCCGGAUUCACGAGGCCUCGGUGGGUGAUUCGACCAAGACUGGCGGCGCAAGCGUCAUUCGCAUCGUCAAGCGUCUUGACUUGAGCAUCCGCGACGUUACAGGCGAGGCCAACACCAUGUGCGACAACGGACACGCCGUGGGCGACAACUGGCUCGACGUCAUGUCGUACAUGUGCUUCGCUGACGAAGACCACGUUUCCCCCGAUCUGGUCUCCAGGCCCACCGACGCCCCCACGACCGAGCCAAUGCGCAACACCCUCGCCGAGACCGCUCCUCCCUACGCCACUACGCUCGCGCCCGUCUGCGCCUCCUCCGCCGAAGCAGCCUCGCUCGACGCCGCCACAAUCACACCCGUCUCCUACCCACCCGUCAAGGCGGCCUCUCCUGACGCUGUCGCAUCCGAGCCAGAGCCCAACGCAUCCACUCAGAUCGCUCCCAUUCCGCAAACCCCGAAACCGCGCACGCCGCUCGCACCCAUCCCACACGGCAACGCGAUCAACACCCAGAGGGUGGGCAAGGCCGGUUCGCCCAAGAAGAACAAGUCGCCUGUCAAAGGUGCGCCCGCUCCGCCCGCUCCGUCCCGCGAGGAUACUGCAUAGCAUUGUGCAUGGUGAUCUCGCCGUCCCGGCGUUCUUUUGCUUUGGUGGACUACAGGCGUUUCGGAGUCAACGGAAGAUACCCUUGCGCGGCGGCUUUGGUCGCAAGCAGCACGUCUCUGUUCCCACCACCUGUUUCCUUCGCGCCAGAUGGAGAAAACUGCGUGGGUAGGUAGCUGUUGCAUGAAUGCAUUCAUAUUUCGUCAC